Tachysurus vachellii is the source of this 2178-nucleotide messenger RNA. It is a transcript of the gene sqor, whose product is annotated as sulfide quinone oxidoreductase. Gene Ontology annotation, molecular function: sulfide:quinone oxidoreductase activity; FAD binding. NCBI's taxonomy places the organism in Eukaryota, Metazoa, Chordata, Actinopteri, Siluriformes, Bagridae. The transcript has 10 exons. The coding region runs from base 162 to 1496 and encodes 444 amino acids. Gene Ontology annotation, cellular component: mitochondrion. The record is from RefSeq and is a predicted model, not a curated record.
UUAAAAGAGCCGGUUCAAAGAAUCGAUUCGAACGAAUCGAUCGUACGUCCGUUAAACGUGCAGUACAGUACAGAGAGUGAAGUAAACAGGAACUGAGUGGAGCUGCACAGUGACACGCAUCACCUUAUUCACACUAAAGCCUACGAUCAGACUGCAGGAACAUGGCAUCUGCCUUAACUCAACAAGUAGCUCUGGUUAGAAAAUGUAACAGAUGUCUUUACUCUGUGAGGUCCCACUUCCACACCAGCAGUGGAUUGUCUUCCAAAGACCAUUAUAAGGUUGUGGUGCUUGGAGGUGGCAGUGGUGGUAUUGCGAUGGGAGCCCGUAUGAAAAGAAAAGUUGGCGCAGAGCACGUGGCUAUUGUGGAGCCCAGCGAGAUGCAUUAUUACCAGCCCAUGUGGACAUUAGUAGGGGCAGGAUCUAAAACUAUUAGUGCAUCUGGACGUUCUACUGCCAGUGUGAUGCCCUCUGGAGUCAAAUGGAUCAAAUCCAGAGUCGUGAAGUUUGCCCCUAAAAACAACACUGUCUUCACAGAGUCUGGGAAAGAAAUUUCCUAUGACUACCUGGUUGUAGCACUGGGCCUCCAACUGCACUAUGAGAAGAUUAAAGGACUUCCAGAAGGUUUAGAAUAUCCAAAAAUUGGGUCAAAUUAUUCCCUGGCAACAGUGGAGAAGACAUGGAAAGCAUUACAGAACUUCAAGGAGGGAAAUGCUGUGUUUUCCUUUCCCAACACUCCUGUGAAGUGUGCAGGAGCUGCUCAGAAGAUCAUGUACCUUACCGAUUCCUACAUGAGAAAGACAGGAAAGCGGUCGAAAGCCAACAUCAUUUACAACACAUCAUUGCCUGUGUUGUUUGGUGUUAAGAAAUAUGCCGAUGCACUCUGGGAAAUUGUGAAAAGUCGUGAUCUGAAUGUAAACCUCAGACACAACCUUAUAGAGGUCCGAGCCGACAAGCAGGAAGCAGUAUUUGCAAACCUUGAUAAACCUGGAGAAACAAAGGUUUUUGAGUAUGAGAUGCUCCAUGUUACUCCUCCUAUGGGACCGCCAGCGGUGCUUAAGGGAUCUUCGUUGGAGGAUGAAGGUGGCUGGCUUGAUGUAAAUAAAGAAACCCUUCAGCAUAAGACGUUCUCUAACGUCUUUGGAAUUGGGGACUGCACCAAUCUUCCAACUUCCAAAAGCGCAGCUGCUGUAGCUGCUCAAACGGCUGUCCUUGACAGGACCAUUACCAAAGUGAUGAAAAAAGAAAAGCCUGACAAAAAGUAUGAUGGCUAUACCUCUUGCCCUUUGGUGACCAGUUACAAUACGGUGAUCUUGGCAGAGUUUGACUAUGACGGACAUCCUCUGGAGACUUUCCCAGUCGAUCAGAGCAAAGAAAGCAGAAUUAUGUAUCAUAUGAAAGCUGAUAUAAUGCCCCAUCUGUACUGGCAUGGUCUUCUCAGGGGACUUUGGGGAGGCCCGGGACCAUACAGAAAAAUCAUGCACCUUGGGAUGAAAUAGAGACUGCUAGAAAUCACUCAAAAAUAAUAAAAUGAAUCUGUUCACAUUUUAACAUUCAAAGACACAAUGGGUGAAGUAUAAAGAAAAACAUUACCAAAACUGCAUAUUAUCCAGUGUAAAUAUUUCCAGUGUAAACCUUUACUGUGACUGUUUUUUUUUUAAUAUAUUUUUUAAGAAAUUGAGAUGAACGGUACGUUUAAAACAACGUACCUCAGCACUGUUGAAAUCCCUAAUAUGGCUAGUCAGAAUGUUAAUUGCUUCCUUUUCUAUAACAGAAGCUCAGAAUGUCACACUGGUUGUAAUUCAGAUCAGGUUUUAUUCAUGUGUUCAUGGUAAUAGGAUUUAUUAUCUUAUUUAUAGUACACCUUACACACUCAUGUAUGACAGACACAACACACAAACAAAAAACUUAACAGUGAUAUUUGAUAUGAGGGUUUUCUGUGAGGAGACUUCUUUAGGAUUAGUGGAAGGAGUCUCCAGUGUCAGGGCUUGUGAACAUGUGAAAGUCUUCAGAAUAGUGAUUUUAUUGUAUUACCUUUGAAGAAAUAAAAAGAAGACAGUUAGGGAACAAUUGUUUCUACCAUAGCUGAUAAGUUUAAACAAGUUAGUUCCUGUUAACAAAAAAAAGUUAAAAAAUGAAACCCAUUUGUGUUCUUUAAUAAAUACCUGAUCAUUACUUCUA